GCCCGCUCGCCCGCCGCGCCAUGCGCCGGGCCCGCCGCUGAGCCCGGCCCGCUGGCGCGCCCCGUCCGGGAUGGGGUGCCUGGACGCUUGAGUCGCCGCUCAGCGCGACCUCCGCGCGGGGGAAGGAGCUGGUGCCGUGCGGCCGCGCUAGGAUGGAGGUACCCGGCGGCAGCGAUCCAGGCGGCGACGGGGCUGGGGACGGUGCCCACCCGGACCCCCGGACCCCCGGCGCCUCUGCGCCCAGCUCCGGCCCGUGCGCGGCCGCCCGGGAGUCUGAGCGCCAGCUGCGCCUCCGCCUCUGCGUCCUCAAUGAGAUCUUGGGCACCGAGAGGGACUACGUGGGCACCUUGCGCUUCUUGCAGUCUGCUUUCCUGCAUCGCAUCCGGCAGAACGUGGCGGACUCCGUGGAGAAGGGCCUGACGGAGGAGAAUGUCAAGAUCCUGUUCUCAAACAUUGAAGACAUCCUGGAAGUUCAUAAAGAUUUCUUGGCCGCCUUGGAGUUUUGUUUACAUCCGGAGCCUCAGUCUCAGCAUGAACUUGGGAACGUUUUCCUAAAAUUUAAGGACAAGUUCUGCGUGUACGAGGAGUAUUGCAGCAACCACGAGAAGGCCCUGCGGCUGCUUGUGGAGCUGAACAAGAUCCCCACCGUGCGAGCCUUCCUUUUGAGCUGCAUGCUCCUGGGCGGCCGGAAGACCACGGACAUCCCUCUGGAGGGCUACCUGUUGUCUCCCAUCCAGAGGAUCUGCAAGUACCCCCUCCUCCUCAAGGAGCUGGCCAAGAGGACCCCUGGCAAGCACCCAGACCACCCCGCCGUCCAGAGUGCCCUGCAGGCCAUGAAGACGGUCUGCUCCAACAUCAACGAGACCAAGCGGCAGAUGGAGAAGCUGGAGGCCCUGGAGCAGCUGCAGUCGCACAUCGAAGGCUGGGAGGGCUCCAACCUCACGGACAUCUGCACCCAGCUCCUCCUGCAGGGGACCUUGUUAAAAAUCUCUGCCGGCAACAUCCAAGAGAGAGCCUUCUUCCUCUUCGACAACCUCCUGGUCUAUUGCAAGCGGAAAUCCAGGGUCACCGGGGGCAAGAAAUCCACCAAGAGGACCAAAUCCAUCAACGGCUCCCUGUAUAUCUUCAGGGGUCGCAUCAACACGGAAGUCAUGGAGGUGGAGAACGUGGAGGAUGGGACAGCGGAUUAUCACAGCAAUGGCUACACGGUCACCAAUGGCUGGAAGAUCCAUAACACAGCCAAGAACAAGUGGUUUGUCUGCAUGGCCAAGACGGCGGAGGAGAAGCAGAAGUGGCUGGACGCCAUCAUCCGUGAGCGGGAGCAGCGCGAGAGCCUGAAGCUGGGCAUGGAGCGCGAUGCCUACGUCAUGAUCGCGGAGAAGGGAGAGAAGCUUUACCACAUGAUGAUGAACAAGAAGGUGAACCUGAUCAAGGACCGCCGGAGAAAGCUGAGCACCGUCCCCAAGUGCUUCCUCGGCAAUGAGUUUGUUGCCUGGCUCCUGGAAAUUGGCGAGAUCAGCAAGAUGGAAGAAGGUGUGAACCUGGGCCAGGCCUUGCUGGAGAAUGGCAUUAUCCACCACGUCUCCGACAAGCACCAGUUCAAGAACGAGCAGGUGAUGUACCGCUUCCGCUACGACGAUGGCACCUAUAAGGCCCGGAGUGAGCUGGAGGACAUCAUGUCCAAGGGUGUGAGGCUUUACUGCCGUCUUCACAGCCUCUAUACCCCCGUGAUCAAAGACCGAGACUACCACCUGAAGACGUACAAGUCGGUGCUGCCCGGGAGCAAGCUGGUGGACUGGCUGCUGGCCCAGGGCGACUGCCAGACGCGCGAGGAGGCGGUGGCACUUGGUGUGGGCCUGUGUAACAACGGCUUCAUGCACCACGUGCUGGAGAAGAGUGAGUUCAAGGAUGAGUCCCAGUACUUCCGCUUCCACGCAGAUGAGGAGAUGGAGGGGAUCAGCAGCAAGAACAAACAGCUUCGCAACGACUUCAAGCUGGUGGAGAACAUUCUGGCAAAGCGCCUGCUGAUCCUGCCCCAGGAGGAGGACUAUGGCUUUGACAUCGAGGAGAAGAACAAGGCGGUGGUGGUGAAGUCGGUCCAGAGGGGCUCGCUGGCUGAGAUGGCCGGCCUGCAGGUGGGGAGGAAGAUCUACUCCAUCAACGAGGACCUGGUGUUCCUGCGGCCCUUCGCCGAGGUGGAGUCCAUCCUCAACCAGUCUUUCUGCUCCCGCCGCCCGCUGCGUCUCCUGGUAGCCACCAAGGCCAAAGAGAUCAUCAAAGUCCCCGACCAUCCAGAGGCUCUGUGCUUCCAGAUCCGGGGAGCUGCCCCGCCGUACGUCUACGCGGUGGGGAGAGGCUCCGAGGCUGCGGCUGCAGGGCUCUGUGCCGGCCAGUGCAUCCUGAAGGUCAACGGCAACAACGUGACAAGUGAUGGAGCCCCAGAGGUCCUGGAGCAUUUCCAGGCAUUCCGGAGCCGCCGAGAAGAGGCCCUGGGCCUGUACCAGUGGGUCUACCACACCCAUGAGGAUGCCCAGGAGGCCCAGGGGGUGCCCGGCGAGGACCCCAAUGGCGACGGGGCCCAAGAGGAUGACCAGCCCAACUCAGACUUCCCCCUGCUGUCCCUGGGUCCCCAGCUGAGCCUGCAGGAGGACAGCCCUGUGGUCAGCCUGACGGUGGACAACGUGCAUCUGGAGCAUGGCGUGGUGUAUGAAUAUGUGAGCACAGCAGGCAUCAAGUGCCACGUGCUAGAGAAGAUCGUGGAGCCCCGUGGCUGCUUCGGCCUUACUGCCAAGUUUGCAGCUCAGCUAAAGAGCAGGGUCAGCCCACCCUUCAAACAAGCACUCCUGGAACCCCAUCCACUGUGUGGCCUGGACUUUUGCCCCACCAAUUGCCACAUCAACCUCAUGGAAGUGUCCUACCCCAAGACCACGCCCUCGGUUGGCAGGUCCUUCAGUAUCCGCUUUGGUAGAAAACCCUCCCUCAUCGGCCUUGACCCAGAGCAAGGUCACCUGAACCCCAUGUCCUACACCCAGCACUGCAUCACCACCAUGGCUGCCCCGUCCUGGAAGUGCCUGCCUGCUGCAGCGGGGGACCCGCAAUGGCUGGGUCUCAACGACAGCAGCUUUGGGCCAGCUGGUGGAGCCCUUGGCCAGGAGGACCGGGGCCUGAGCUUCCUACUCAAGCAGGAGGACCGCGAGAUCCAGGAUGCCUACCUGCAGCUCUUUACCAAACUGGAUGUGGCCCUGAAGGAGAUGAAGCAGUAUGUUACCCAGAUCAACAGGCUGCUGUCCACCAUCACGGAGCCCACCUCGGGUGGGUCCUGCGAUCCGCCCUUGACCGAGGAGGCCUCAUCCCCUCCACUGGUCAGUGAAGAGAGCGAGAUGGACAGGACUGACCACGGGGGCAUCAAGAAAGUGUGCUUCAAGGUGUCCGAGGAGGAUCAGGAGGUCGGGCACGACACCAUGAGCUACCGGGACUCCUACAGCGAGUGCAACAGUAAUCGGGACUCCGUCCUGUCCUACACCAGCGUGAGAAGUAACAGCUCCUACCUGGGCAGCGAUGAGAUGGGGUCCGGGGAUGAGCUGCCCUGUGACAUGAGGAUCCCGUCAGACAAGCAGGACAAGCUCCAUGGCUGUCUAGAGCAUCUCUUUAACCAGGUGGACUCCAUCCACGCCCUCCUCAAGGGACCCAUCAUGAGCAGGGCUUUUGAAGAGACCAAGCAUUUCCCCAUGGAUCACAGCUUGCAAGAGUUCAAACAGAAGGAGGAGUGUACAAUCCGUGGCCGGAGCUUGAUCCAGAUCAGCAUCCAGGAGGACCCCUGGAACCUCCCCAAUUCCAUCAAGACCCUGGUGGACAACAUCCAGAAAUAUGUGGAAGAUGGAAAGAACCAGCUGCUCCUGGCCUUGCUGAAAUGCACAGACACAGAGCUGCAGCUGCGAAGGGACAGCAUCUUCUGCCAGGCCCUGGUGGCCGCCGUGUGUACCUUCUCUGAGCAGCUGCUGGCAGCCCUGAGCUACCGCUACAACAACAACGGCGAGUACGAGGAGAGCGGCCGGGACGCCAGCCGCAAGUGGCUGGAGCAGGUGGCGGCCACCGGUGUCCUCCUGCACUGCCAGUCCCUGCUCUCGCCAGCCGUGAAGGAGGAGCGGACCAUGCUGGAGGACCUCUGGGUGACCCUGUCGGAGCUGGACAAUGUCGCCUUCUCCUUUAAGCAGCUGGAUGAGAACUAUGUGGCCAACACCAACGUCUUCUACCACAUCGAGGGCAGCCGGCAGGCGCUCAAGGUCGUCCUCUACCUUGACAGCUACCACUUCUCCAAGCUGCCCGCCCGCCUGGAGAGCGGGGCCAGCCUGAGGCUGCACACCGUGCUCUUCACGAAAGCUCUGGAGAACGUGGAGGGGCCGCCUCCUCCAGGCAGCCAGGCUGUGGAAGACUUGCAGCAGGAGAUCAACGCCCAGUCCUUGGAGAAGGUUCAGCAGUAUUACCGCAAACUCAGGGCCUUUUACCUGGAACGGUCUAACCUGCCCACGGACGCCAGCACCACGGCGGUGAAGAUAGACCAGCUGAUCCGCCCCAUCAACGCCCUGGACGAGCUCUGCCGCCUCAUGAAGUCCUUUGUCCACCCCAAGCCUGGCGCCUCAGGGAGCUUGGGCGCCGGCCUCAUCCCCAUCUCCUCCGAGCUCUGCUACCGCCUGGGGGCCUGCCAGAUCGCCAUGUGCCGCACGGGCAUGCAGAGGAGCACCCUGAGCCUCUCCCUGGAGCAGGCGGCCAUCCUGGCUCGGAGCCACGGGCUGCUGCCCAAGUGCAUCAUGCAGGCCACAGACAUCAUGCGGAAGCAGGGCCCCAGGGUGGAGAUUCUGGCCAAAAACCUCCGCGUCAAGGACCAGAUGCCCCAGGGUGCACCUCGGCUCUACCGCCUCUGCCAGCCACCCGUGGAUGGAGACCUCUAAGCACCGAGAUGCCUGGUGCUCGGCUGCACUCUCUGGAGCUGGGAUUGGGGAGGACGCGGGGGCCAUGCUUCCUUCUCCGGAGCUGGCCCGAGGCCGCCUCCAUCACCUCCUGUGAGGAUAAGCGGUGCCUCCGCCUUGGAUGAGCUGGCUGAUCGGGCCUAGGCCGGCACGUCCUCCACACUUCUGCCAGAAGCCUGAGGGGUGCUGGGGACCACAGAACUGCUGGGUGCCGCCGGGGCUGGGCUCCUGCCCACAGGUCCCCAGGACACAGGGAAGAAGUCAUGGGCACUGCAGCUGAAGGCCUGCAGCCCCAGCCCCUUCGGAGUGGCUCAACCUGCACUUUGGAAACUCCUGGUUUCCGUCUAAGUCCACAUUCCAGGUGACCACACGCGUCUCCAUCCCCCCCCCACUGCCCCACUUCCAGACCCCCCCAACCCUGUACUAACCUGCUCGGUGGACUCGGAAAAGCUAGACCUCUGCCAGAAAAGAUGGAGGGACAGGGCACAACCUCUGUUACCAGGAGAACAGUGGAAAGCCACACUGGCCUCUGACAUUGGCGCCAUCGAACCGGAGCCAUCGGCCCUGGGCACGAGAUUUGCUCUGACUUUAUUUAUAUGGCGUGAACUCUCUACAGUUUAUUUUGGUGUUUUUAUGUUGUUGUCGAGAACUUUUUUUUUUUCCAGGUUGUGUGAUGAUAUAUUUGACAUUUUAAAUUUCAGAGAAAGCUAUAUUGUCUAACAGGGGACCAACCUAAGGUAGUAUUGACAACUCUUUCCAGUUCUACUAAAAAAAAAAAAAAGAAAAAGAAAAACUAAAUUAUUGAAAAUUCAAAAAAUGUCAGUAUCAUCUUUUUUACUGCUGGGGUUGUAAGAUACGGCUUAUAAGUAUGGAUUAGGAUUCCUUUCCCACCUGCCUUCAGUUCUCCAGCGGUUGGUCAGUAUCAGGUUCAUUCCUUUGUUCUCUCUGAAUGACUGGCUACCGGAGUUUGAGAGGCGACGGGGCCAGGCCUGGGGGCUGGAAGGGGUCAAACUAUCCCUGGGGGAGGCUGUCUGUUUUCUACGGGUAGGAGGGCCUCUGGGAAACACUGAGUGGUGAUUUCUGUCAUUUAUUAUUAUUAUUUUUUUUUAUGUUAACUCAGAGCAGGGCCUUUGGGACUUGUCAGCCAGCCAGAGAGACAGAAAGCCACCCUGCCCGCCUCCUGGGCACAGGGACCUGCACCAGGACCCUUCCCUCUCCCCUGCCUCCUCAACCCCCAGCAGUUUGUCCCCUCCAGCUCCUGUAUGCCAGCAGGGAAAUGUCAUAGCUGAGAAAGAAGGGAGGAGUCUUUCUACCCCUGGUGCAGAUGGGUGAGAUCUGGUGUGGGUUUCCUGACGGCCCUGAAGUUUGAAGUCCCACCAGCAUCUUGGCCUCCUUCACCCCAGGGGCCCCCCUUCCCUCUCCUGCCUCCCUACACCAGGUUGCAAGAGGUAGGCUUGUUGCCAGACAGCGGUGGUGCUGAUACAGAGGAGGACCUGCUUGAGCCCCUGGUGGAAACCCAGAGGGGCCCCUCCCUGAGGGCAAGGGUGUGUGCACAUGCACUGGUUUACUUUAAAAUGUACAGAUCUCAUUCAAUUCAUGAUAGAUUUUUUAUUAUUAAAAAUUGGUUUAUAAUACAAA
Messenger RNA from Sus scrofa (pig), 6605 nucleotides. RefSeq names its product phosphatidylinositol-3,4,5-trisphosphate dependent Rac exchange factor 1 (gene PREX1). NCBI's taxonomy places the organism in Eukaryota, Metazoa, Chordata, Mammalia, Artiodactyla, Suidae. The record is from RefSeq and is a predicted model, not a curated record. Gene Ontology annotation, molecular function: guanyl-nucleotide exchange factor activity; protein binding; GTPase activator activity. Gene Ontology annotation, biological process: regulation of signaling; positive regulation of GTPase activity; intracellular signal transduction. Gene Ontology annotation, cellular component: plasma membrane.